Molecule: messenger RNA, 1644 nt
Organism: Erpetoichthys calabaricus (reedfish)
Lineage: Eukaryota; Metazoa; Chordata; Cladistia; Polypteriformes; Polypteridae
Gene: olfml3b
Product: olfactomedin-like 3b
Exons: 3
Coding region: 87-1262 (391 amino acids)
Biological process (GO): signal transduction
Source: RefSeq, a predicted model, not a curated record
UACGGACAGCCAGCCCAGAACAUACUGUGGCCUAUUUCUGACUGACCGACUGACUGUUCUCCUCUUCCAUCACUGGGCUCAGCACCAUGGCGCUAAAGCAGGCCUUCUUCCUUAUCACCUUCUUGACCCUGACCCACGGCCAGCAGCAAGCACUGCUUGAUUAUUUGGAGAGGCGAUUGCUAGCUAUUGAGGACCGCAUUUCGGUGUGGCAUGAUCAGACCAAUCGAUACGCAACUGAACUGAGGGACUUCAAACAGCAGAUUGUUGGUGUCUUAGAGAACGUGGAGAAAGAACGAGAGACGCUGCGUUCUGAUAUGGAAAAUGUCAACACCCGUGUUGAUCGCAUGGAGAGGGAGAUGGACUACCUGGAGACCCAACACCCUGCCCCACCAUGUGUGGAAGUGGAUGACAAGCUUGUUGAACAGCAGGUCACUAAAGUGAAGGAGAAGAACAAGGGCAAGUAUGAGAAACUAACAGAUUGCAGAGAUAUGAUCUCUAGCAUCAAGGCCAUGAAGAUUGUCAAGAGGAUAGGUGGACCUAUAGGACUAUGGACAAAAGACCCAGUGGCUGAAUCAGAUAAAGUCUAUGUUUUCAACAGCUCACAUGGACACGUCAUCUAUGAAUUUGCCACAAUACGUGAACUUACCUCAUCCUUGGGAUUGACACGGGCCAGGAAAAUCAAGUUGCCCUUCCCGUGGGCUGGCUCUGGGCACACUAUAUAUGACGGCUAUGCUUACUACAUCAAAGAAGGCCAGGAGUUUCAAGUGAUUAAGUUUGACCUGAAGAAUGAGAGUGUUGUGGACAGUGCUGUGUUUCCUUCUGAGGAGCAGGUACCAGUCUAUGGCCUCUCCCCUCAGACCUACAUUGACCUCGCAGCAGAUGAAGAAGGCUUAUGGGCUAUUUAUGCCACCAAGGAGAAUGAGAAAAACAUCUGUUUGGCAAAGAUGGACCCCAAGACUUUAGAUAUUGAGCAGAUGUGGGACACACCUUGCCCCCGGGAGAAUGCAGAGUCGGCCUUUGUAAUCUGUGGCACCGUCUAUGUGGUUUAUAACACCAAGUUGCCCAGCCGCUCUCGUGUGCAAUGUGUUUUUGAUGUCAGUGAUAUGGUGACCAGUGAAGAUGCCCCCCUCGUCUACUUUCCCAAGCGUUAUGGCUCUCACUCAAGCCUGAAGUACAACCCCAAUGAAAAACAGAUCUAUGCUUGGGAUGAUGGCUACCAGAUUCUCUACAAGCUAUCCAUGAAACAGAAGCUGGAUGUGUGAGGACCACAGACUACAGCAAGAUCCAUUCAUCAAUUUAGCAGAAAAACAGAAAGUCCACCAAAGUCAUUACCCCAACAUCCCCCUUUGUGGUGUGCCAUCCACCCAAAGUAGAGUUGCUGAGGGUACAGGUACCAUUUGGUUUUGUCUGUAAGUGAGGCUACAUAUCAAAAAUGAUGAUCUUUUUGUUCAUUUUAUUUCAUUUUUUUGCCAAUGCUUAUUGUUAUAGUAAACUUCAACGUAAUCAUUCAUUACAUUUUGCACCAGUUAGUUUAUUAUUCUCCCAGAUCUGUUUUUCUGUUACUCAUUAAAUGCUAAUAUCAGUAUCCUUACAUUUUGCUCGCAUUGUUUUCAGUAAUAAAGUUUGUAUCUUGCUGAUUGGUCA